Candidula unifasciata is the source of this 1338-nucleotide messenger RNA. Lineage: Eukaryota; Metazoa; Mollusca; Gastropoda; Stylommatophora; Geomitridae. The record is from the annotation of a GenBank genome assembly.
AUGUCUUUCCCCGGGAGAGCCCCAAUGAGUAUGCCAGGAGGACUACCGGGAAUGGCCCCUCGCAUAAUGCCCCAAGGAUAUCCAUUUACACCAAUGAGUAGUAUCUCUAUGCCAGGUAUGAACCCAAUGAUGCCGAUGCAGAUGGGAAUGAUGGCUCCGAUGAUGAGACCUGUGAACAUGAUGGCUCCUCAGCUCCCACAAAUGCAACAAAUGCAACAGCAGCAGCAGCUGAAGCAAAAUAAAAAGCUAGUUCCCCAAGAGAUUCCAAAGAUGGACACAAAAGAAGACAAACCACCAGUGACAACAGUGUUUGUAGGCAACAUCAGUGAACGAGCCCCAGACAUGAUGAUCAAACAGAUGCUGCAGAGGUGUGGCAAUGUCAUCGGCUGGAAGCGAGUGCAAGGUGCUUCAGGAAAAUUACAAGCUUUUGGCUUUUGUGAAUAUGAGGACCCAGAGGCCACAUUGCGCUGCAUUCGUUUGUUGAAUGAAUGGCAGAUUGCAGACAAGAAACUAAUGGUGAAAGUUGACACGAAAACCAAGACUUUGCUGGAUGAGUAUCGCAAGAAGCAGAAAGAAGCAAGCAUGGCUGUGAAAACUGACACAGCAGACAAUGGAGACAAGAAAGAAGAGAAGGAGAAUGCUGAUAAAGAGGAGAAGGAAAAUGGGGAAGACAAUACAGAUGAAACUGCUGAUGAGCUUGAUGAAGAUACUAAACGAGAAGAUAGAGUUGCUGCUGCAGGCUUGGAAGCAAUUAUGAAAGAAUAUGCCUUUGAACUGGCCAAGGAGCCCAUGAAACUGCCAGAAGCUGCUUCGGAUAAAGAUAAACCCUUGCCAAAGAAGGACAAAGAGUUACUCCUACAUGCCAAAGAUACGGGUUUUGAAGAUAUGGACCUGGAAGAUGACAAGCGGGAGAUCAUCAACAGGGAAAUUCAUAAAUUCAGAGAUAGACACAAGGAUGAUGAUGAUGAGAAGGAUAAGGACAAAGAAAGGGAAAGAAAUAUUAUUAGGGAAAGAGAACAGCGUAGGCUAGAGGAAAAACGACAACGAGAGCGCUUGGAGAGACUUAGGGAGCAGAGAGAAAGAGAGUUGAACAGAGAUAGGGACCGCGACAGGGACCGUGACAGAGACCGUGUCAGUACAAGAGCCUCCAGAUCAAGGUCACAUUCACCAUCACCAGUUUCAUCACGUUCCAGAAAGAGAUCUAGGUCACGAGAGAUGACUAGUCGAGACAGGUCAAGGGAGCGGCGGAAAGAAAAAGAGAUAGAGGAGGAGGAAGAAGCUUAUGAAAGGAGGAAACUGGAAAAGAAAUUGCGCGAGAAAGAAGCAGCAUACCAAGAG